AUGGCAGAAGGGGAGCCAUCGUACAUCGACUACGAGGCCUUCCUCGACCCCGACUUUUCGCCAGCUAGCUUUGCCAAUACUCUCGUUUUGAGCACCAACAAUGCCACGGACACACCACUCGAUCUAUCUACCCCACUCUCGCGAGUUUUGUUCGACCUGCAAGAAAUCGAUAGCCACAUCCAUACCCUGACCACAAAGUCCGCACUGCCCCUAUUAUCGCACACCCAAGAUCAGUCCGAGGCUGCAGAACGGAUACUAAAGGAGACUGGGACACAGAUCACGUCCGUGACUCAAGGAUACGAGCGAUUGGAGAAAGAGGUGGUGCAAAAAUGGAAGGCCGCGGACGAAGCGCGCAUCGCGGCAGAGAACUCCUUAGCUACGGUCCGGCUGGCACGGGCCGUUGGACGAUGCUUGACGCUGGGUCGACAACUGGAGAGUCAGGUUGGGGAAAUUACAGGAAGAGGCACAGGGCAACCGUCCACAACGGGGGCUGAUGGGGCUCCACCCGUACGAGAGGGAUUCCGAGCUCUAGAACGAGCGGCCUACACGAUCUUGAACUUGCGUCAGAUGUUCUCCGCUACAACGGAAGACGAUGAGGGAUAUGGGUUAGAGCAGGUCAAGGUAAUGCGCACGUUGCGCAACGAAUUUGUGAUCCCCGCCGAAAAUAUGGUCAAGGCAAGGGCGCAGCAGACUAUCAACCGAUUCUCCUUGACAAGCCCUAUGGCCCCAUCCAAUGGCCACGCGCCGGUUCCGUCGAGCUACAAGCAAGUCCGUGAUGCGCGAGCACGCUUGGGUCCUGCUGCCGCAACUCUAUACCUCCUCUCACCCAUUCCCAAGGGCGGCGCCACUGUAUCUGACUACAAGCCCGAGCUGCUACUCUCGACGUUGCAGGGCUACAUGCACACGGCCAUCAUGACCUCUGUAAACGGUCUUGCCAAGUCACUCUCGCAGCUCCCCACGAUGGACCGAACUCUGAACGAGGUUGCCUCUCGAUGUCAAGAUAUCGCCGCGCUGGAGUCCUUCCUCAGAAACCUCCGUGCACCAACACACCCUCUUCUGGGAUCGACCGGCGGCGAUGAACCCCUGGCCGAUUCGGAGACUACAGCAAGUGUCAAUAGGACCAAUCUGCUCCAACCCCUCCUCACUGCCCUGGACACCUCUUCACUGCCUUCAUACUACUGGCGCUCGCUCGCAUCUUCCCUCACAUCACGAGUCCAAGAAAUCAUAAGUCGAGGGGGCGUCUCCGCGCGGACAUUGCGAUCGAACCGGGAUCGACUCAAGACGGAGAUUAAGGAGUGCGUUCUGCGCGCUUCUCAGGUGUCUGCUGCGAGCCUGUUGGCCGAGAAGGGCCGCUCUGGUACAGAUACUGUCAGCGUGGGCAACUGGGAGCGCGAAGCAGCCGUCAUGGUGAGCUCGGUUGUUGGGCCGCUAGGCCGGUGA
Molecule: messenger RNA, 1440 nt
Organism: Penicillium daleae
Lineage: Eukaryota; Fungi; Ascomycota; Eurotiomycetes; Eurotiales; Aspergillaceae
Product: putative Golgi transport complex component Cog5
Exons: 1
Coding region: 1-1440 (479 amino acids)
Biological process (GO): intra-Golgi vesicle-mediated transport
Cellular component (GO): COG complex
Source: RefSeq, a predicted model, not a curated record